Molecule: messenger RNA, 5750 nt
Organism: Ictidomys tridecemlineatus (thirteen-lined ground squirrel)
Lineage: Eukaryota; Metazoa; Chordata; Mammalia; Rodentia; Sciuridae
Source: RefSeq, a predicted model, not a curated record
GGGGCAGCAGGGCUCUGUCCUGCCUCACUACAUCUGUUGGUGGUGUGUCGAGGCUCCUCUGUACCCGCCUAGCUACUCUGCCCCCCUCUCUGGGAUUCUGCCCACAGCCCUCACCCACUGGCCUAAGAGCUGACCCAGGGGAUAGAGAGCCAGUGGCAGCUGUCACUGUGGUCCCCAGCUUUAUGAAGCUGUUUGUGAUGUUUUGAGGUCAGGUAUGCCACUCCAGGGCCCCACGUGGCUGUGGGUUGAGGGCCCAUUGAGGGGGUUGUGCCCACCUUGUCCCUCUGCUACAGGCUCUGGGGUACGCCCUGGGCUGGGACAGAUAGGGUACAGUACAGACCUCCACUGAAAGGCUACCAUGGCACUGGGGGGCCGGAGCCAUGCGGGCCACCCAGGACCCUGGGUUCUGUCCAGCCUCCUUGUGUGUGACCUGGGUGGGUCUCACCCCCGCCCUGAGCCUCCUUUUCCCCCUCUGUAAAGCAGACUUGUCAUCCCUGACACUGUGUCUGCUAAGGGGCUGUGAGGCUUGAGGGCACCUACAGAAAGGCCAGUGCUGGCCGGUGACAGGGGAUAUAGGACUUGACACCAAGCCUGCAGGAAGGGCUUCCGGUGUCCCCAGGUGCCCGCCACCUCUAAACACCCCUCAGCCCAAGGACAUUUGGGGCCAUGCUGAGGACCUCUGGUGUCUGACCUUCAUGUGCAGGCUGCCUCUAAGGGGCCCUGAGACCCCAGGCCGCUGCUGCGCCGAGCACCGCCCCGCACACCCCACAGGGGCCAGGCACUCACCCCCACCCCUUUGUGCAGCAGGUAGCGUGGGCCAAACCUCAGCCUGCAGAACUGGGACAGUGCCGUCCCUGUCCUCACAUCCAGGCUCCUCCUCCAGCACCCUGGCCUUCAGCAUCCAGGAGCCAGAGCCAGCGAGGCAGUCCCAGCCCCUGCCCCCCACCAGGGUGGGGAUUAUCGGCUCAGAGAGCUGCCCUUGGAGAUGAGCCUCUAGGGAUUGGCCUGGUGGCACUGUGCCAGGGAAGGAGGGCAGGGGCAAGGGCAGCUAGCUGGGCAGAGGGCAGAGGGGCGAGGGCAAGCUCUGGACCCGUCUUGCUCGGGGAGGGUAGAUAAGAAGAGGACACCGGGGCAGAGGUUCCAGAACAGAGGAGUGUAGCUGCAGGCCAGGGUGCAGAGGAAGGACCCUGGGGACAGUCUGGACCCUUUUUCUGGGUCCCUCUUACCCUCCUCUGCCUCCUUGUGCCUUGAGCAGCUGCUGAUGCCAGGACUGGACAGUGCAGGGGCUGGACAGGGUCUCCUCUGUCCUCCACCCUGGGUGAGACUGGUGCGUCUGGGACAGAGUGCUCCAGGGUGCACGUCUGGGUUCCAGCCCCAGCCUGCCCAGGAGUCUCUGGCCACCCCCGGGGCCUGUGGCGCUGCUGACAGCCUGCCUCUCCCUCAGGUCCGGCACCAUGCACUAGGGCAGUCUCCACGCCGCAAGGCCGUACCCUCCUCACUUCAGGGUCACCCUCCCCACCACACACUGCCCCACCAUGGCCGGGGACCGGCUCCCGAGGAAAGUGAUGGACGCCAAGAAGCUGGCCAGCCUGCUGCGAGGCGGGCCUGGGGGGCCUCUGGUCAUUGACAGCCGCUCCUUUGUGGAGUACAACAGCUGGCACGUGCUGAGCUCCGUCAACAUCUGCUGCUCCAAGCUGGUGAAGCGGCGGCUGCAGCAGGGCAAAGUGACCAUCGCGGAGCUCAUCCAGCCCGCUGUGCGCAGCCAGGUGGAGGCCACGGAACCCCAGGACGUGGUGGUCUAUGACCAGAGCACACGGGACGCCAGUGUGCUGGCAGCAGACAGCUUCCUGUCCAUCCUGCUCAGCAAGCUGGACGGCUGCUUCGACAGUGUGGCCAUCCUCACAGGCGGGUUUGCCACCUUCUCCUCCUGCUUCCCUGGCCUCUGCGAGGGCAAGCCUGCCACCCUGCUGCCCAUGAGCCUCUCCCAGCCCUGCCUGCCUGUGCCCAGUGUGGGCCUGACCCGCAUCCUGCCUCACCUCUACCUGGGCUCUCAGAAAGACGUCCUGAAUAAGGAUCUGAUGACCCAAAAUGGAAUAAGCUAUGUCCUCAAUGCCAGCAACUCCUGCCCCAAGCCAGACUUCAUCUGCGAGAGCCACUUCCUGCGCAUCCCCAUCAAUGACAACUACUGCGAGAAGCUGCUGCCCUGGCUGGACAAGUCCAUCGAGUUCAUUGAUAAAGCCAAGCUGUCCAGCUGCCAAGUCAUCGUCCACUGUCUGGCUGGCAUCUCCCGCUCUGCCACCAUCGCCAUCGCCUAUAUCAUGAAGACCAUGGGCAUGUCCUCUGAUGAUGCCUACAGGUUUGUGAAGGACCGGCGCCCAUCCAUCUCGCCCAACUUCAACUUCCUGGGCCAGCUGCUGGAGUACGAGCGGAGCCUGAAGCUACUGGCUGCCCUGCAGGGUGAUGCGACCCACCCUGGGACCCCUGAAUCCCUCCCAGGCCCUGCGGCAGGGGUCCCACUGCCCCGGCUGCCACCACCUACCUCAGAGAGCGCUGCGACGGGGAACGCAGCGACUACCGCAGCCAGGGAGGGCAGCCCAAGCACCGGUGGGGAGGCCCCAGUGCCCAUGGCACGGGCUACCAGCGCACUACAGCAGGGCCUCCAUGGCCUACACCUCUCCUCCGACCGCCUCCAAGAUACCAACCGCCUCAAGCGUUCCUUCUCGCUGGACAUCAAGUCCGCCUACGCCCCCAGCCGGCGGCCAGAAUGCCCGGGCCCGCCUGACCCUGGAGAGGCCCCUAAGCUCUGUAAGCUGGACAGCCCGUCGGGGGGUACGCUGGGUCUCCCCUCACCCAGCCCCGACAGCCCGGACCCAGCACCCGAGGCGCGCCCACGUCCCCGCAGGCGGCCCCGACCUCCCGCUGGCUCUCCUGCGCGCUCUCCAGCUCAUGGCCUCGGCCUGAACUUUGGCGACGCGGCCAGGCAGACUCCGCGGCAUGGCCUCUCAGCCCUGUCGGCUGGACUGCCCGGACCAGGCCAGCCGGCUGGCGCAGGAACCUGGGCGCCUCCCCUGGAUUCCCCAGGCACUCCGUCCCCAGACGGGCCCUGGUGCUUCAGCCCCGAGGGCGCGCAGGGGGCGGGUGGCACGCGGUUCGCAGCCUUCGGCCGGGCAGGUAUACCAGGACCAGGCAGUGACCUGCGGCGGCGGGAGGCCGCCCGGGCUGAGCCCCGGGAAGCGCGGACCGGCUGGCCCGAUGAGCCGGCCCCCGACACGCAGUUCAAGCGGCGCAGCUGUCAGAUGGAGUUCGAGGAGGGCAUGGUGGAGGGGCGCGCGCGCGGCGAGGACCUGGCCGGUCUGGGCAAGCAGGCCAGCUUCUCCGGAAGCGUGGAGGUCAUCGAGGUGUCUUGACCCCUCCGUGGGGUCUCCGCGCCCCUCUGCUGUCCUCAGCACUCCGGGCUCGGCCGCCAGUAGCCGGACCCAGUAUAAAUAUAUAUUAUAUAUAAUGCAAAGAAAGGUAAAUGGUUUUACUGCGAUUUUUAUCGAGAAGUAAAUAUUUCGAUUUUUUUAUUUAUUUAAGCUGUUCAUUCUGGCAAUGAUUUGGCAACAGUGCAGGGCGGGCCUCGGAGCUCUAUUUUUACUGUCUGGUAUUUAACUGAAACACAGUUUCUAAGCAAUAGGAGGCCACCUUCAGUUGCGAGCUGGGUGCCAGGCUGGGGCCCCUUCCCGCUCCCUCCCCAGGAAACACUGCUGACCUUGCAAAGAGGCUGCCAGCUUUCAUGCACUUUUUACUUAAGAAAAAGGGGAAAAAGGAGAAAAAAAAAAAAACUUUGCCACAAACUGAGCCGCAGAACCUCCCUUUCCCCCCCUCCUGCCUCCUUUCUCCCAUCUCCCUUCUCUUCUCCCUUCUUGGGCUCUGCACCAAAGCCAUAAGUGGGGGAGGGGCCCUGGAAGCUGGGGCCCUCCCAGGAGGUGCCAACCCCCAGCUCCAGGUGCCAAGUCUUGCUUUGAGGAGCACCUUGCUGCCCACCACCCCAUUGCUGUUCCCUGGCAGGUGUUGGUGAGCACUGGGUCCAAUGGGGCUAGGGUUUUCAGAGGGACUUAGCAAAGGGGACUCCAGGACAGGGACGGGGUUGGAAAGGGCUUCCCACUCCUGCCUGAGUCGCUCCAUUCAGAGGAGGCUGCUCCCAUCUCCUCUCCUUGGGGAUGCCCCCUAAAGCCCCUGCCCAUGGGGAACCCCAGUGAGAGACCUGGGCUCUCCGGGACUCCUGUGUCAGGCAGGAGGAGCCAGGCUAGCCAGGGCUCUGGGCCCACCUGUGAGGAGGGCAUGGGUUUAGGAUCUUGUUCUGGGCUCUUCUCCAACCCAACACCAGCCUCAGGCAGGUCUUGGAAUUCAGGUGGACACCUGCAGGCUGAGUGGCCUUGGAAGACGGGCCUGCCUUGCACAGGAGUUCCCACCUGCCAAACCUGCAUGCUUCCAGGGGAUGGGGCCUCUGACUCUGGGUGAGCCAUCCCAGGGCAGAGGAAGGCCCCAGACAGGAGCAGAUGCUGGAGAAAUCCCCUCUUCUGCCCCCACCCCCACAGGGGCCUCUCAGGAGAGAGACCCCCAGUACACCCCUUUCCCAGGGCACUCUCCCUGUGUCUUCAAGGUGACAUGCCAGCCCCACCCCCCAGGGGGCUUUCUGGCCCAGGAGGGCCAGCCUCGUGAUAAAGGCAAAAGAGAGACCCCCAUCACUGUCCCAUACUCUCUAAGUCAUAGGGACACAAGGCUUUGAGGGCAAGAUACAGGUCCCUGCCCCUCAGGUGUCCUAGAGUCUAGGAUUUGGCUGUCACCUUAGGAAGGGGCCAAGGGCUUGGCCAGAGGGAGGCUCACACAGGACUGGCUCCUGUAGCAGGCCUGGGUCCUGCAGCCUGCUGCCCCCAACACCCCCUCGGCCUUGUCUUUCUAUUUGUUCUUCAUUUGACCUACACCCUGUGUUCCUGUUGUUCCUCCUUUCAGCAAAAGUCCUGUUCCUACUCCCUCUGUCCCACCCACCCUGUCCCCCCCUAAAUAAGCUAUCAUUGUUGUAUUUGCAAUCUAUGGAUUAGAGGUUUAAGUAUUUAUUAUUAUUGGUUAAUAUUAUUAUUAUUGAUUAUGUAAAUUUGCCUCCUGUCUGUCGUGUUGGGUUUCUGAGGUGACCCUGGGUGUGGAGGAUGCACUGGCUCCCCCCUCCUCGCCCCACCCCUGCUGUCCCGGAGACAGUGGUCUGGGGCCACUGGUUGAGCCCCCAAACUCUCGGGCCGGUCCCAAGGCCCCUCUCCUGCCCUCCCCAGGUGUGGCUUCUGUCCUGGGGUACAUAGGGCUGGCAGCCUGUCUCUGCUCUCACUCUGUGACACUGGUCUUGGCUGCCACCUCCUGUAUGCCAGGGAGGCUGGGCACGAGCUCUUCCCUGGUCCCUUUCCACCUACUGUCUGAGGUACGGAGGGGUCACUGGGUCCCAUCCAAGCCUCUCCACCCAUCCUACCCCACCCACCUGGCCACUGCCUGGCAUUGAGAUGGCCCAGAAUGGACCUGGCCCCCUCCUAUUAUUUGCUGGAAAGUCCAGCGCAGGAGAAGCGGCCAGUCCCCCACCCAAGGCUCCUGGUCCCUGAGGACUAGGACGCCAGCCUGCUGCCCUUCAGACUCCUGCCUCCAUGGGCUGCACUUUCCUGUCCCCCCUUUUGUAUUUGGAAACAAUGUGCUGUAAUAAAUCCUAAGACGGAUGUUUUCCCAGA